AUGCCGGGUUCUUUCUGGGAAUAUCGGCAGGAGCAAGAAGCCCUUGGUAAUUCAAAUGGGCUGAAACCUUUUGGCGCAAAGGCUUACUAUGCAACGCUUCAAGGUGUUGGUGCUGGUAUUGCCUAUGGCACUUUUCAUUGGGCUUAUUAUCCCGACAAAUUAGCCUUCUCCCAUAAGAAUACAGUGGCUGCAGGUCCGUCUCGUGGAAUGGAAUAUCUUACGCACACACUAUUGAGACCAGCUGUUGCAUUUACUGUAGUAGGAGUAACUUACGCUGGAGUGGAGUCUUUCUUGGAAGAGGUGAAAGGCUCUCAUCAAAAGGAUCCUUGGAACUCGACUUUCGCCGGUGCUGCUGCGGGUAUGGUUUUAGGAGGAUUUUUCACGCGAAGAUUCGAUGUUGCAUCCAUGACAGCUUUAGGUGUUGGCCUUGUAAUGGGAAUGGUUGAAGUAAAUGGACCAAAUAUUGUUUGUGACCCUAUAGCUCAGGAAGCAAAGAAGUUCCCUGAUUCUUUCUCUGCCAAAUUCAAGGAGAGCGACGACCUAAGUGAUCUUAAGGCGAAGUACCCUUCGUACAAAAACAACUAG
Cylindrotheca closterium is the source of this 585-nucleotide messenger RNA. The record is from the annotation of a GenBank genome assembly. NCBI's taxonomy places the organism in Eukaryota, Bacillariophyta, Bacillariophyceae, Bacillariales, Bacillariaceae.